AAACACUAAAGUGAGAGGGUGCAAAAGUAGAAGGAAUAAAAGCAAGAAGAAAAACAAAGUUCUAAACCAAAAAGCUCCCUUUCCCAUAACAAGCAACCACAUCGAAUUUAAGUCUUAGCUGAAAUAUCAUUCUCAAAGCUACCUUUAUUUUUUCUGGCCCUUCCUCCUCCAACCUUCUCUCCUCCUUCCCUCUAUUCUUCUUCUUCUCUUCCAUGGCUAAUGAGAAGGACCAUUAUUAUGAUCCCUUUUAUUACAACCACCAUGAACUCAACCACUCAAACUUUCCAUUCUUUAGGGACAACAACUCAACACCAAGCUCACAACACUUUCAAGGGCUUGAUAAUCCCUCUCACUCCAGUUUCACUGAUUACUUACAUGGUUCCAUGGAUUACAACACCCUCUCAAAAGCCUUUGACUUGUCUUGCUCAUCAUCUGAAGUGAUCUCCUCCAUUGAUGACAACCCAAAGAAACCCAGUACAGGAGACUCCGUAGGGAUCAGCGGGAACCAAUCAACACCCAAUUCCUCAGUGUCUUCCUCAUCUAAUGAAGCCGAAGCAGUAAUAGAAGAAGACUCAACCAAAAGCCACAAAGAUAAGCAGCCAAAAGGGUGUGAAGAAGGAGAUGAAAAGUCUAAGAAAGAGAACAAGCCCAAAAAGAAAGAGAAAAAGGCUAGAGAGCCUCGCUUUGCUUUCUUGACUAAAAGUGAGAUCGAUCACCUUGAAGAUGGAUACAGAUGGAGAAAAUAUGGACAGAAAGCAGUCAAGAAUAGUCCGUACCCAAGGAGCUACUACAGAUGCACCAGUCAGAAGUGCAGUGUAAAGAAAAGGGUAGAGAGGUCAUUCCAAGACCCAUCAAUUGUGAUCACAACAUAUGAAGGACAACACAACCAUCACUGUCCAGCCACACUCCGGGGUAAUGCUGCCAGCAUGUUGUCUUCACCUUCCCUUUUUGGUUCCACAUAUAUGGGAUCAACCUUACCCCAAGAUGUCCUUGCUCAAUUGCUUCCAAGUUAUAGCCAAAAUGAUCACCAAAAUCCCAUGUUUCACCAAAACCUUUCCCAUAAUCCUCCUCAUCCACAGCAGCAACAACAACAGCAGCAGUUCCAACUCCCUCGUGACUAUGGAUUGUUGCAAGACCUACUACCAUCAUUCCCAGGCAAACAAGAGCCAUGAACUUAUUAAACAACUUAGUGCAUGUUUAGAUUUGAUUAUUUUGAGAGAAAUAAUCAUUUUAUUCUCAAAGGUUUUCUUAAAGAAUUAAAGUGAUAAAAAGAAGAAGAUUAUUUUUACGAAAUAAAUUAAACUAAACAUGCACUUAGCACAUUUCUAUUAGCAUGCCGUGGGCUUGCAGUAUCCACACUCUCUACAUAUGUGUAGUAAGUUGUAGCUGAUUCCCACUACUAAUAGUUAGCCCAUUUCUUCAAGUCAUGCAUGUGUCUAGAUUUGUAUGGAAGACAGGUAUAUAAAUAUAUCUCUAUAUAUGGUACGUAGUGGGAUCUAAGAAGCAUUAAAUGAGUAUUUUAGAAUUACUGCAGAUGACAUUGAUC
This is a messenger RNA of Abrus precatorius (Indian licorice), 1546 nucleotides long. Its product is annotated as WRKY transcription factor 71-like. The transcript is spliced from 3 exons. Lineage: Eukaryota; Viridiplantae; Streptophyta; Magnoliopsida; Fabales; Fabaceae. The record is from RefSeq and is a predicted model, not a curated record. Gene Ontology annotation, molecular function: DNA-binding transcription factor activity; sequence-specific DNA binding. Gene Ontology annotation, biological process: regulation of DNA-templated transcription. Bases 213 to 1172 code for a protein of 319 amino acids.